AUUUAAUAGAAAAAAUAGUAAAAUUCUAAUAAUGAAACUUUUCAGGUAUUAGAAGAGAAUGGCUAAUUUAUAUAAAAAUAAUUAAACGAAUUAUAAAUCGGAUAAAUAAUUAAAAUUUAAUUUUAAUAAAGAUUACCUUGCGAUAUAGUACUUUUAUACACAAAAAACUAAAAUUCUUAAUGUGUAAUUUCUACUUAAUUUAUUAGUGGAUAAACUGAUUAUAUAAAUAAAGUUCCAAUAACUUAUUUUUAACAAUAAAUUUAAAUUAAUUAAGAUAAUUAUGAUAAUUUUAAUUUUAAUUAUUUAGAUGCUUUUAUUAAAAUAAAAAACGAAAAUAAUGAACUUUUAGACAAAUUUGAAGGUAGUUUUAAAAUUAUAUAACAUGAUGGUGAGAUAAUAAAAUAAAGUUUAAAUGCUUAAAAUGUUGUUUGGUAUAAUUCUAUUUUACAUUCAAACGAAAUAUUAGGGAUUAUUAUAAAUGUAGGGAUUAAUAGAAAAAUAUUUAAAAACUAGUAAUUUUUGAAAAGUAAGUUUAGCAAAUUUAACUCUGAAAUUAAUUAUAUUUUCUUUUAUGUUUUUUUUAUAUUCUUUUAAUUACUAUACUUAACUUUCAUUUUACUUAGUUCUAUAAUCCCUAUAAGUUUGAAAAUAAAUUUAGAUAUAGCCAAAAUAAUAUAUAUAUUUAAAAUAAAUUGUUCUAAAGAUAUUGAAGGAGUUAUAACUUAGAAUAGCUUUAUAAAUGAAGAUUUAGGCAAAAUAUAAUACUUAUUAUGUGAUAAAACAGGGACAUUAACUUAAGAUGAAUUAAAAAUAAAAUAUGUAUAUGUAGAUAAUUAAAUAUAUACUGAUAAUUAAAUUACAUCAUUAAAGCAUUCAAUCACUUAAAAAAGUAUUUUAUUAAUUAUAUAUAAAUAAUUUUUCUUUUAAAUUAUUUUUUCUAUAUAUAAAAAGCCAAGAAAUUAAUAAAGUAAAUCUUUUGACUUAAUAAAAGCUUUGGCAAUAUGUAACAGUGUCAUAUUAGACUAAGAAAAAAAAGUUUAUUAAGGAAAUAGUCCAGAUGAAAUUUCUUUAGUAGAAUUUGCAAAUAAUUUAGGAAUAAGUUUAACUUAUAGAAAUGCUUAAAUUAUAAGCAUAAGUAUUUAGAAUGAAUAAAAUAAUAUUCAAGAAGAUUUUCAAGUUUUACAUGUAUUAGAUUUUACUGAAGAAAACCGAAGAAUGGGAAUAAUAGUUGAAAAUUAAAACAAAAUAAUAUUUUAUUUAAAAGGAGAUGAUAAUAUAAUAAAGUAAUACAUAAAUGAUAAAGCUUAAUCUAUUUUAUGUGAAAAUCAAGCAAAUGAACUAACAAAUUUAGGUCUUAGAACAUUAGCUUUUAGUUAAAGGACAUUUGAUAAGAAUUUUAUUAUACAUUGGAUAUAAUAGUAUUAAUAAGCUUAAUAAUUAUAAUAAAAUAGAAAUCAUGCACUUAAAAAAUUAAGAGAAUAAAUUGAAAAGCAAAUGGAAUAUUUAGGAGUUGUAGGACUAGACGAAAGUUUGUAAGAAAAUAUAAUUUAAACAAUAACAAAUUUUAAAAAUGCAGGAAUUAAAUUAUGGAUGUUAACAGGCGAUAAAAUUGAAAAUGCUACUUUUGUAGCAACUGCGAGUGGUAUAAGAGGUAAGAAUUAAAUAUUUCAAAGAAUUCAAAAUGUAUAUGAUGAUAUAGAUAUAAAAGCUAAACUUUAAUAUUUUUAGAGUGAUAAUAAUAAAUAACAAAUAUUAGCUAUUGAUGGAUAAUCACUUAAAGUUGCUUUAGAAGAAUACGAAUAGAAAUUUGUUGAAAUAUGUUUGAAUGCAUAAUGUGUUAUAUUUGCUAAAUGCUCAUCUUUGUUAAAAAAAUAAAUUAUUGAUUCUAUAAAAAAAUACUCAAAUGUAAAAAUUGCAGCAAUAGGAGAUGGAGAUAAUGAUAUUAAAAUGAUUUAAAAUGCAGAUAUAGGAAUAGGUUUUUAUUUUAUAUAUUAUUACUUAUAUUUAUUUCAUAUAUUUAAAGGUAUUAAUAAAGGAAACAAAUGCUAAGCUGCUUUAAAUGCUGAUUUUUAAAUAAAUAAAUUUUCCGAUUUAAAUUAAUUAUUAUUAUGGCAUGGAAGAUUAAUUUAUACUAAAAGUGCAAUGAUUACUUAGUUUAUUUUAUAACGAGGAUUAAUUAUAUCAUUUAUUUAAAUGAUUUUUAUUUGUAUGUUUUAAAAUGUUCAAAUAUCUGCACUUAAUGAUAAGUUAAUUGUUAGUUAUGCUACCAUUUUUAAUAUUUUGCCUGUUUUUUCUAUUAUAUUUGAUUAAGAUGCCAAUGUAAAUAUAUUUUAAAUUGUAUUUUUAUAUUUAUUUUUAACAAAAAGUUACAAACAUCAAUUGAAAAUCCUUAAUUUUAUAAAGUUUUAGCAAAAAAUAAAGAACUUAAUUUAAAAGCCUUGCUUUCUUGGAUUUGGAUAGCUGUAUUUUAAGUAAAAUAUAUAUUUGCUUAUUUCAUAAAUAUUUAUUUUAAAAGUCUUCAAUAUUGAUUUUGUUAUCUUGUAUUUUCUUGAGUUAAUAGUACUUUUUAUAUUUAGAAAUAAUUGUUUUUGUGAUUUUAAUUAUAUUGGAAUAUCUAUUUAUUUUUACUCAUGUAAAAAAAAAAAUAUAUAUAAUAAAAUAAUUAAUAUUUAUUAUAUUAAUUAUUAGGUUUAUAAAAUAAAAUGGGAAAUUAUUUUAUUAAACUGUAUUUCGAUUUUAUUCUAUAUUACAAUAUUAAUUUUUAUGUAAGAGUAAUUUGAUAUAAAUAGUAUUUGGUAAUUGAAAUUUAUAGGAUAUAUAAUUGCUAUUGUAAUAUUAUGCUGGAUUCCUGUUUAUGGAUUCUAAAAAUUAAAAAGAAAAAUAGAUCCUACUGAUCAUGAAAAAGUAAUGAAAAAAAUAUAGGAAAAAAUAACAAACUAAUAAAAUUUGGAAUAAUAAAUAUUAUAAAUAUGA
This is a messenger RNA of Ichthyophthirius multifiliis, 2973 nucleotides long. Its product is annotated as phospholipid-translocating p-type flippase family protein, putative. The annotation marks the transcript as partial. The transcript is spliced from 10 exons. The record is from RefSeq and is a predicted model, not a curated record. Gene Ontology annotation, molecular function: ATPase-coupled intramembrane lipid carrier activity; nucleotide binding. Gene Ontology annotation, biological process: phospholipid translocation. Lineage: Eukaryota; Ciliophora; Oligohymenophorea; Hymenostomatida. Gene Ontology annotation, cellular component: plasma membrane.